This is a messenger RNA of Odontomachus brunneus, 5827 nucleotides long. RefSeq names its product thyroid receptor-interacting protein 11-like. Gene Ontology annotation, cellular component: Golgi apparatus. The record is from RefSeq and is a predicted model, not a curated record. Gene Ontology annotation, biological process: Golgi organization; endoplasmic reticulum to Golgi vesicle-mediated transport. The transcript has 13 exons. Lineage: Eukaryota; Metazoa; Arthropoda; Insecta; Hymenoptera; Formicidae. The coding region runs from base 200 to 4648 and encodes 1482 amino acids. Gene Ontology annotation, molecular function: small GTPase binding.
UAUAUACAAUAGAUUUACGCGUUUGUAUAUUUAGUGAAGGUUACUACGUGGUACGUGUUGGCAUGUUUUCCCAAUUUGUAUUGCCCCAAUAAGUGCGUUUUAUCAUCGCGAUAUGUCAUAAGUACAACGAUCAUCGCUAAUGAUAAAUACUCGUAUAUUUAUCGGAUAAUACGUGCGACGCUGAUUAUAAACGCGUAAAAUGGCGUGGUUUGGAGACAGUUUGGCUAGCCUCUCUAAUUUAAAGGGACAAAUUGCGAACUUUACAAAGGACGUUCUGUCUGAGGGUAUCGUUGACGAAGUAGAUGAACGAGCAAAGGCAUUGAAAGAAGCGAUUGAGAGAUGCAGCCAGCUGGAGGAUUUGCUCAAUACCAAAGAUGCUGAAAUCUCCCUUCUGCGCCGACAAAACUACGAAUUACAGACAGCCGUAGUCGAGAUUAACGCAAAGCCCAAAGAAUCGAGGGAUACGAAUCACAACGAUGAAACGACCGAGGGGAUGUUUUGGGACCCGUCAUGCGACAACAAUCGAAACGCGAGGAACCAGAAUCAUGUACGACAAUUGCAGGAGCAGCUGGCUCAAGCCACCGUGAAAGUACGCGAAUUAGAAUGCGAAUUGAAGCGCGUUGAAAUGGUGAACUGUACGUCUUUGAAGGACGAUAUUCCCGAUGGGCAUCGAAGGGCUGAAGUUUUACGGGCGAAACAAGACAUGCUGAACCGUAUAAUACAAAUAGAAGAAAAGACUCGAGAAGCGGAACGAAACGUUAAACGCAUCCAGUUGGAUGAAGCCACUCUUGUUAGUGAUUUUCGCUCGAUAAUGUCCAAAUUAAACUCACGUGAAAAAUUUGACUUGGUCAGCGGAGCUCUGAAAGCUUUGCAAAUUGAAAGUGAGACAUGCGGGAAGAUGAAGGGUCACGAGAAAUCUGAUUCAGACGAGAAACUUGACAGAUUGGGUAGCUUCGAGUACAAUCCUUUAAAGCAUCAUUUUGACAUGAACUCUGAACAGAGCAAGCAGAAUAACACAAAUGAGGAACAACAUUCGACAAACAAGGAGGAAGUAUUGCGAAAAAGGAUAGAGGAGCUUGAAAAUAAAAACAAAGAUCUCCUGGAGACUAUGGAAAAGUUGGACGAAGAACAUUCGCAAUCGAUUGAAGAAUUACUCUCUCUAAAGCAAGAAGCUAACAGGAAAUAUCGCUCCCUCCAAAGUGCACACGAACAACUUUCUACGGAUUACAACGAAAUUCAGAAAGAAAUAAUCAAAUUGCGAAAUAAUGAUACGCAAAUACUCGAUAAAAGUACUAAUAAAUUGGACAAGCACAUUCAAGUAAUACUUCCUUGCCAAGGAGACGACUCGAUAUCGGAAACAAGCGUUCUCAAUGAUAUCAGCGAAAAAGUUAAAGCCAUCUUAAGAAACUGCACUAUAAGCAGUGUUGAGUCGGGAGAAUCGAUCUUCGAAGCUAUUGCGAAGCAAUACGUCGACGCUAAGUGGAAAUUGGACGUUUUGGAAAGAAAAGUGACCGAGAUCACUAGGAAUCUAAAGGAGACUGAAGAUAUGAAGGAUGCUCUGCAGAUGGAUUGCGAGGAAUUGCAGUCUCAUAUCGACAGCUUGUUGAUGGAGAAUCAAGCUUUAAAAUUGAACUUGCCACCUAUUCCUGAAGCGAGCGAAGAACGCGUCGCUUCCCUGGAGACGGACGUGGAAUCCUUAAGUGAAGAGGUGCAACGUCUUUUGGCGGAAAACAAAACGAUACGCGAAACAAACUUAAAUCUGACGCGCGUUGUACAAAAUAAGGAAUUGUCUUCAACAAGUGACAACCAAUCGAAAGAGAACAUUAAUCGCGAAAUCCAUUCAUGCUCAGAAGAAAACAAAGAGUUACAGGAAGAGAUUGUUUUAUUGAAAGAUACAGCGGAACAGAAAGAAUUUCUAGUAUCUUUGAAAAAAGCUGAAAGUUCAAAUGAAGAUCAUGAAAAUAUAAAGCAAAAAUUAGAAUUAGAAGAAUUAGGAGAAUUUGUAGAAGACGAUUGUCGGGAUAUAAAUAUAUAUAAAAUAAUAAGAGAAAACAAAGAUUUGUUAAAGAAGCAGGAACAUUUGAAAGUGGAAUUACAAGAUUGGCAAAAACGUGACUUACAAAAGGAAUAUAAUAGUUUUUUGAGCGAUUUGCAGCAACAGCUGGAUAAAACUAUUUGCGAGAAAUUCAACUUGCAAAAUCGGAUUAUUUUGUGUAAGGAAAAUGACUUGGACGAGAUGCUGACUGAAAUUGAUACGAGAGAAUCUCAACUAGCGAAAUUGUAUCAAGAUAACGACAGACUAAUUAAAGAGAAUGCAUCUCUGUCAGAGCAAUUGGCCGCUACACACGAUGAAUCCUUGGAUAAGAUAGAGCUGCUGAAUACAGAAAUGUCGUUGCUUCAACAGGAACACGAAGACUUGAAACAGGAGGAGUCGACUCACAAAGGCGAAUUGACUCACGCGAAGGAGAAAUUACAUGAGACGCAGGAGCAUUACGCGAGACUGGAAAACGAGUGUGGUAUAUUGAAAACGCAAUGUGAGCAACUUGAAAUAGAAAAAGGAAAUAUUCAAAGUACAAUGACGGAACGAGUAACGAGAAUACAAGAGCUCGAGAAAGAGCUAAGUUUCAAAGAAUCGGUCAUAGGAGAAUUAAAUUUUCUACGCAACAAAUGUCAGCUCUUUGAACAAGAGAGAGAAGCACUUUUGUCGGAAUUUCCAAAAACUUCCUCAAAUAACUUGACGUAUUUAGAUCAAACUAAUGAGGGGAAGGAACUUGGAACUAUAGAUAAUAAUUUAGUUAAGAUGGUUAACGUGGCGGAGGAGAUGAAGGCGGAAAUGCAAGAUUUAGCGACAGAAAGGACGAAUAACGCAACGUAUGACAGUAACAAGCAACAAACACUCGAGCAUAUUAUCGACGAAGAAAGACGAGAAAAGGAUAUCGUGAAGGAACACAAUGAAAAGUUAACAAAUGAAAUUAUCGAGCUACGUAGCAAGUUGCAAGCUGCCUUUGAAAGUAACAAGGAAUCGACGGAGAUGGCUAAACAAACUAUUGAGAAUCUUUCUCACAUAAUUCGAGAUAAAGACAAUGAAAUAAGCGUUCUACGAGCUAAUAUUACAAACGCGAACAAUGUUAUCGAAAAAAUUUCGAAUAAGAUCUCUAUAAUCGGUAAGCGAAAUGAUGAGCUUGAACAACUUGUCACCGUCAAACACAACGAGACUUUACGGUAUCAAGAUGAAAUUCAGCAGUUGAUCUGUCGCCUGAAUGAGCAAGCGGUUCACAUUCAGACAUUAAUCUCUGAGCAGACAAUGAACGAGAUGAGAAGUAAAGAGAAUAUAGAGGAAAAUAAUCAUAACAAAAUUGAGAAUCAAAUUGCAGAGCACCACGGGCAGAGAGACGAAAUUGCAGCUCUGAACGAAAAAUGCGCCGCACUGGAAGCUGCUUUGAUCGAAGAGCAAUCGAACAAUAGAAUUCUGCGGGACCAACUUACUGAGAGUCAAAGCAAGGGAACCAACGCCAACAAGGAAUUGGAAAGGUUGAGAACGCAUUUAGUCGAGAUGGAAUCGAGCUAUACGGAAGAAGCUCUAAUCGCCGAGAAGAAUCGCGAAGAAUUGGAAACGAAGUUAUUGCAAGCCGAGGAGAAGGUGAAGAACAGUUCGAUCGCUUACACAUCGGCGAAUAUUAGGGCGAACCAGCAGGUUGAGACGUUGCAGCAGCAAAUGGCUCUAAUUAUUCAGCAGAGGGAUCAGAUACAGGCAAAAUUGUCUACCACGGAGGACAAUAUUUUACUACAAUCCGCCUCUUUGACUAACUUACAGAUAGUCUUGGAGCAAUUCCAACAAACUAAAGAACACGACAUCAUGUCGGCCACGGAAAAGAUUCGAUCUCAGCUCAAUGAAUCGUACGAGAAACAGAAGGAACUGACGAGUGAAAUUUUGGUUCUUAAGCAACAAUUAUUUGAGGCUAAAGAAUGCUUGCAAGCUGCUUCUAGACUAAGCGAGCAGCUCGAGAAGAAGGACGAACAAAUCGAGCGACUUAACGAAGAAGUGGUGCAACUGACGACGUUAGUGAACACCACCAACCAACAGGUAAAAGAAACGAUGGAACGUGAUGAGGGAAAAGUGGACAAAACCCUCGUUAAGAAUCUUCUUUUGGGUUACUUAUCCUCAACUACGUCGAAUAAGUCUUCGAUCCUUAGAGUUUUCGCCACCGUUUUGGAUUUCACCGACUCGGAGAAGGAUAAAACUGGCUUGAACAAUGCGACUACGCAAGGCAACUGGCUGCUGCGUGCCGACAAAGGCGGUAGUGCACUAUUAAAAAGCGAAGAAACAUCUCUGACGACAGCCUUCGUGAGAUUUUUAGAAAGCGAAUCCAAACCAAAACCUCAACUGCCAGCUUUGCCGAUUUUGAAUUCACCUUCCUCUCGGCCCGGAUACAAUAAACAACAGUCGUCAUUGUCGUCGACGUUGGCAUCGUCGUCGUCAUCGUCGUCAUCGUCGUCGACGUCGUCGUCGUUAUCAUCGUCAUCGUCCUCCUCAUUGUCGACACAGUCCACAUUGUUGUUGUCCAAUGUUGCUCUUCCGACAUUCCCAGAUUUCGUUCCAGCCAGAAACACGGGGUCUAUUUUGAAAGAGGUGUUGAAGGAUAGUUGAUAUUAUACGCUGUAUUAAACCAUGUACAAAUUAUAUUAAAGCUUUAUUAGAUUGUAUUUUAUUAUCAGGAUUCUUUAUGAUAGCCGAUUUCUAUUGUAUCGUUGCAUUGCUUUGUCGAAAAGAGUGAAGAAACAACGCGUAACUGUACGGUAUACUCGAACGCAAUUAGAGCUUGAAAUUUAUCAAAAAUUCUGUAAUUUAUUGUUGACGUAUUCGCGAGACUUUACUCUUUUGCAUUUAGCAUUUCCUUCAUUUAUGUAAUACAAAUGUGCUGUAUAUAAUUAGACAACGUUAUUUUUCGUACUUAACUUUUGUAUUUCCGAAAAUUUGACACUAUAUGCAUUGGAAUUUCAUUAAAUUCAGAUUUUGUUAUUUUCCAUUUUUCUACCAAUACAAUAAUGAGAUUGUUUAUUUGCGUAGUAUGUUAUGCGAGUUAUUUUUAGUUAAAGCACGCCCUCAUUUGUGUGCAAUACUGUUUAUUUACUGUUUCGAUACUAUUUUUUGUUUCGUGCCGCUUUAAGUUUAAGUUGAUCAUUUCACGAAAUUGGUACGGAAGAGAGUUUGUUCUCGCCGAAGAAAUCUGACAUGUAUAAUCUUUUAUAUAAACAAAAAUACAAAUGGGACAUCAAAGAGAGAAACAUGUAUAUUAAACAAGAUCAUGUUUGGGUUAUUUCGAUUAGAUUAAUACAAAGAUUUAAUAAUUAUAUAUUAUAUUUGAUGAAUAAACUUGUUGAUUUUAAAUGGAAAAACUGAUGUACUAGAAGAACACGACAAUAACUGAUCUUUCUCUUGACACACACACACACACACAUUCAAUCAUUAUUUAUAAAAACAAAAAACAUCAAUGGUAAAUGGUAAAUAAUAGAUUCUUUGCGCAUUUCAUUUGAAAUAGUUUUAAUAUAGCCAUUAUAAAUGUUACAAUGAACGGAAAGUAUGCUAGAUCGCCUCGUGACAGAAAAAAUAACAAAGUUCUCUGUAACGAUGACACAACAUGACACUGCAAGUAAUAAAUACAUAGUAAGGUUUCGUUGUAUAACCAACUUGCGUACUAUGGGCAUAAAUACAAAAUAAAACUAUGUAUUUGAACAAAGUUAGUGUACAAAAUAUAGAUCUAUUCAACGAGAUUUCAUAAUACAUACACUAUUAUUAUUUUGUAAUAUAUAUGAACGCACCAACUUA